GAACCUCUUUUUUUUUUUAACGCAGUCACACUAUGUAGCCCAGGUUGGUCUUAAAGUCUGGAUCCUCCUGCCCUACCCUCCCACGUGCUGGGAUUGUAGGCGCGUCCCACCACGCAGGACCUAAGUGGGUUCCUUUUGUCCCUAAUUUCGGAGCUCCUUCAUGGUAAAGAUUUCUCUGGGGCAAUGGGAAGAGAUUUAGGCUGGGAUUUCUUCACCCACUGUUUACUGUGCCAGGCCUUCUAGGCGAUGGCGCUGCAAGGCUGAGUACAUCAGUGUCACCCCUCGGAACUAUAGUGAGGGAGGCGGACUACUAAACCAGGCAAACGGCAGCGUGUAGUGGGACGAGGCAAGCCUACCGGAGCUCAGCCCACGGGUGUCCCUAACUGAAGCAGCAGGAACAGGUCUGGGUCCCUUAGCCCCAGCAGAGCCCGGUCGCAGCCAACUUCCGGUCCCUGGCGCUCCACGAUUCCCAGCCCUGAAAGCGACGAGAAGGGCGCGGCGAGGGCGGGAGGCGUGUGUAUGACGCCACAUCCGGCGCGCGGCGGAACUGGCCUCUCUUAGUUUCCGCGGCGGGGCCGGAAGUAGAAGCGGCGGUGGCGGCGGCCCAAAGCGGAGGGAAGGAGGAAGGCAAGGAGCCCGAGAGCCCGAGCCGAGGUCGCAGCGGCGGUAAUAGUCGGAGGCUCCUCUAGGCCACCGUCCUUAGCGCGGGACCGCGGGGAGACCCCUGUGCGGUGCGGAGGGGGCGGAGGCCCCGACUCUGACCCGCGCCGGGGGAGUGGGCCAUGGCGGAGAUCAGCGACCUGGACCGGCAGAUCGAGCAGUUGCGGCGCUGCGAGCUCAUCAAGGAGAGUGAAGUCAAGGCCCUGUGCGCUAAGGCCAGAGAGAUCUUGGUAGAGGAGAGCAACGUUCAGAGAGUAGACUCUCCAGUCACAGUGUGUGGUGACAUCCAUGGACAAUUCUAUGACCUCAAGGAGCUGUUCAGAGUGGGUGGCGAUGUCCCUGAGACCAACUACCUCUUCAUGGGGGACUUUGUGGACCGUGGUUUCUACAGCGUUGAAACCUUCCUCCUGCUCCUGGCACUCAAGGUCCGCUAUCCUGACCGUAUCACCCUGAUCCGGGGCAACCACGAGAGCCGCCAGAUCACCCAAGUCUACGGCUUCUAUGACGAGUGCCUGCGCAAAUAUGGCUCAGUGACUGUGUGGCGCUACUGCACUGAGAUCUUUGACUACCUCAGCCUGUCGGCCAUCAUUGAUGGCAAGAUCUUCUGCGUGCAUGGGGGCCUUUCCCCUUCCAUCCAGACCUUGGACCAGAUCCGGACGAUUGACCGAAAGCAAGAGGUGCCCCAUGAUGGGCCCAUGUGUGACCUCCUAUGGUCUGACCCUGAAGACACAACAGGCUGGGGCGUGAGCCCCCGUGGGGCCGGCUAUCUGUUUGGCAGUGACGUGGUGGCCCAGUUCAAUGCAGCCAAUGACAUAGACAUGAUCUGCCGUGCCCACCAACUGGUGAUGGAAGGUUAUAAGUGGCACUUCAAUGAGACGGUGCUCACUGUGUGGUCCGCACCCAACUACUGCUACCGCUGUGGGAACGUUGCAGCCAUCUUGGAGCUAGAUGAGCAUCUCCAAAAAGAUUUCAUCAUCUUUGAGGCUGCUCCCCAGGAGACACGGGGCAUCCCCUCUAAGAAGCCUGUGGCCGAUUACUUCCUGUGACCUUCGGCCUGCCUCUCAGCCCCUCUGGCCCUUGGACCACUGUGACUGCCCUCUCUCCAGUCGGAGGCUGGGCGUGAGGGGCUGCCCCAGCUCUGCUCUCCCCAGGGUGAGGACUUUCUCUGGAGAGAUGGGAGCCUCGGCCCCAGGCUCCCUUCUCCUUCUCCCCACUCAAACCAUGAGGUUUCGUCAUUUCUUGUUUUUCUUUUUUCCUUUUUUUUUUUUUUUUUGUUUUUAGAUAAAAGUUUUGAGAAAAAAAAAGAAAAAAAUUCUAAUAAAAGAAGAAAAAUGG
Castor canadensis (American beaver) is the source of this 1995-nucleotide messenger RNA. It is a transcript of the gene Ppp4c, whose product is annotated as protein phosphatase 4 catalytic subunit. Lineage: Eukaryota; Metazoa; Chordata; Mammalia; Rodentia; Castoridae. Gene Ontology annotation, molecular function: protein serine/threonine phosphatase activity. The record is from RefSeq and is a predicted model, not a curated record.